AUGACCAGUGCGUACAUGACCCCUGUACGAGCAUGUCCCCGUGCUCCUCCAACGGAUUCAUCCACUCCUUCCGAAAUCACUGCUGACCCUCAAGCAGGUCCAUCAAUCUUGACACCUAUGUCAUCUCCCCUUCUCGAUAGUACCACCAAAUCGACCAAGGUCAAGACUAAAAAGGUGAAGAUACCUAAGCCCCAACCACCUAAACCCGAGCCCAAGCCAAAACCGAAACCUGUACCGGUGGGGCCGUUCGAUAGACCAGCUGAGGAAGAGGAGAAGAAUGUUCAUGAAGUAUAUGAAGCUAUCGCAGGUCAUUUCUCACAGACUAGGCAUAAACCAUGGCCGUUCAUCCAGAAAUUCCUACACUCUCUCCCACCCAAUUCAAUCGGAUUAGACUCUGGAGCAGGUAACGGGAAGUACCUGCCUUCUUCCCGAGAUGCUAGAUUAGAGAUGAUCGCUUUAGAUAGAAGCUCGGGUCUGUUGGAGAUCGCGAGGAAUGAGAAUGGUGGAGAAUGUGUUAGAGCAGAUCUCGGAUUCAACGGUUGGAGAAGAGGGGUAUUUGAUUUUGCCAUCUCCAUAGCUGCUAUACAUCAUCUAUCAACUCCUGAAAGGCGACGACAUGCUGUCAAGUCUCUCAUACGUCCACUCAAACUAUCUUCCCAAGCUUCGUACUCAAAAUUCAUGAUCUACGUAUGGGCAUACGAGCAAGGGACACUAUCAAAAAGGAAGAUGGGCACUCUGACUAACUCUUCACCGGGAUCUACACCUAUUCCCAGUACUUCCCAUCCCGGUCUGACAACCGAGCCGGCACCGAAGAGCACAGAAAUUGAAGCGAAAGAUCCAGUAACAGAGGUGGAAGAGAAAAUUCAGGAUCUGCUGGUACCUUGGGUAUAUUCUAAACCACCUCCAGCACCUGGACCUAAGUUGCCUUCCUCCGAAGACCCAAAAGACGAUGACCUCAAGGCAUCCCAAACCGAAGAAAAAGCAGAAGCUAAAGUCUAUCAUCGUUACUACCACUUGUUCGUUCAAGGAGAACUACGGGAAAUAGUCAUACAAUCAGCUGAAGAAGAUGGAUUUAUAGUGCUGUCAGACGGAACUGGUCAGGAUGAACUGGAUAGACAAUUGAAGGAUAUAGAAGCAGGGAAGGAUCAAAAUAAGAAGAAAUGGUUGAGAGUCAGAGGAGUAGGAUGGGAAGCUGAUAAUUGGUGGAUCGAAGGCGAAAUCGGAUUAGUAGGAUAG
Molecule: messenger RNA, 1236 nt
Organism: Kwoniella botswanensis
Lineage: Eukaryota; Fungi; Basidiomycota; Tremellomycetes; Tremellales; Cryptococcaceae
Exons: 5
Coding region: 1-1236 (411 amino acids)
Biological process (GO): tRNA wobble uridine modification; tRNA methylation
Cellular component (GO): nucleus; cytoplasm
Molecular function (GO): tRNA (5-carboxymethyluridine(34)-5-O)-methyltransferase activity; tRNA binding; S-adenosylmethionine-dependent methyltransferase activity
Source: RefSeq, a predicted model, not a curated record